ACUAUUUAUCGAAGUUCGGGAUACUGAUCAUCUUUAAAAUAUGUAAACACCCUGACGAGUUAAUAACUGAAUCCUCAUACAAGUUGACUUGAUACUAUAAUCUACUCUAAAAACAACUAAACAAAAAUGGAUAAAAAUAAUAAUCUUUAACUUUUUUUAACCGUAGUUGGCCAAACUGUACAGCAGAAAGAUUUACUAGUUUACAAACAAACCUAAAAUGUCAAUAAUAAUUUCGAUGUGAUUCGUGACAGCGAGCACAGAUGUUUUCUCGUCAUGAGUGAAAUUGAAAAAUAUGACGUAAAUCCAGAACAAUUCAAACAUUUCCGCACAGUUCGCGAUAGUUCGACUUGUAAACUCGGGGUGGACAUUUUACGAUGCGAUAUAAAGAAUGGCAACGAUGCCAAACUGUGGGUAGAAGAAUACUCCAAAAUAACUCAGACAGAAUGGAUAGUUGAAAAAAGUGUAAUAAAGCCACAGAGGUCAGAUUUUUGCAAGUGGUGGUGCUGCCAGCAUGCUUCCAAGAAAAAGAAGCUGUUCGGCAACUCUCGGUGCAAGAAUACCAACUGCAAGGCCCGCAUCAACAUCAUCAUCAAGAAGAUGACGACCACCGUGGUGCUGCGCGACUUCUUCCUGCAGGGCCCCGAGCCACUGCGCGGGGUGGUGAAGCUCCACGCCGCGCACAACCACCCUGUCGUCACCAGCGGCGAGAGUGAGCGUGAGGGCGUGCGUGUGAUGCGUGCGUCGCGCCAUGUGCGCCUCAUGUUCGAGGACUACUUCAGCCGGGGGCUGGCUCCAUCCUCCGCCAAGCGUCUGCACGAAUCCAAGCUGUCGAUGGAGGAGAAUGCGAGCGACCUGUUGGCAGACCUGUCGGUCAACCCACUCGACCGCACCGUGCAGUACUGGUACACAUCUUGGCGCAAGCUCGACUAUAAGAAGCAGGUGGACUCGUCCAGCGAGAUGGCCUCGUCGGCCCGUCCGGCACUGCUCUGGGAAGCUGUUGAAGGCGCCGACUUGGAUGAGUCGCAGACAGACCUCGAGCAGUGGCCACUGGAAGAUGACGAUAAUGACAAGGAAGGUUCCAACGAUGUGAGCAUGACUCCGGAGGAAUCAUGGUCAUCAAAAACCAUUGCUGAGUUAGAGUCAGAAGAGGACGAAGUUUUGAACAGCACGGCACCCAUGGAAGAGCUGCAUUCCGCAGAUAAUGAUGCAGUUACAGACGAGACGCACGAGAAGAAAUCUUCGCUUUCGUCACAAUUGUUCAUAGAACUAACCAAGCCCUUGAAUCACUCCACGCCAGCGACAAAAGCAAAACCACAUGCCCUGCCUGUGGACCACUCUUCGAUCAUGGGCAUGAACGGCAACAGUUCUGUCAUGGUUUCCUGUGCAACGAGCUCAUCUUCCACAGAUAAACUUGCGCAAACAUGCAGUACGAUGACACAAUGCUCCACGUCGACAGUCCUAGCACAUUCUGUGGCGAAUCCCACUCCAGCAACCUUGCCAAGUGUUCCUAACUACCACCUGAUCUUGGGUCCCAGUUCUCUUACAGACAAACCAUCUCCAGUGUUCAACACGUUUCCCCAAACAGACAAAAACGUACAAAUGCCAGAAUCGCCCCUGUAUCAUUUAAUCAUCAACUCGCAAUGUUCAAUAAAUGACAAAUCUUUGCAAGUUUCCAAGCCUCUCGAUUCCCGGCCAAACAUGGCAGGAAAUAACAUUACAACACUGCCAAAAGCUAUGACUUCACAUUCUUCAGCUUCAAACUUAGAAAUAAAAUGUUUACCUCCGCUUAUAUUACAUACAGAAAAAUCUGCAACGAGGCAAAAUACUAUAGGCCAGUCUUUGCCUGAAACCUCAGGCAUGGAUAAACUUAUGCUGAUAUCAGAUGGUAAAACUAUGCCACCUAACUCGCCCAUGCUGGGUCUGUUGCCCAUGCCGUCGACAACCUCUGCAUCCAAGACACCAGGCCUUCAGAAUCUACUUCUCGUCCAGUUUCCACCCUCACUGCUACCACCCCCUCAGGCAUCUGUGCAGAAGGGCCAACCCCCUCAGCCCCAGCUACUGCUGCUGCAGUCGCCGGUCCCUCCCUCACCGCUCGGCCCAGCUCAUGCCCCCAGGGCUACUGCCCCACCUCAGCCUCGGCUGAUACUCGUCCAGAUGCCGCAGGGUCCGGUGCAGUCCCCGCCCAGUGCCGUCAAGCCUGUUCCUGUGGCCCCUGUGCCCCCACUCAUCUCCAUCAACCGAGUUGGUCAGGUGCCCUCGUCCCAGGCUUCAUCCCUUCCCCUCAUGACCUCCAGCGCAGCCCCAUUGAUGUGCUCCUCCCUCUUCCAGCCACCCUCGUCUCAGGUGUCCCCUCUGCCCCUCGUAACCUCCAGCACAGCUCCGCUGAUGAGCUCUUCCCUCUUCCAGCCGCCCUCGUCCCUUCCCCUCGUAACCUCCAGUGCAGCCCCGCUGAUGAGCACUCCUCUCUUCCAGGUGUCCUCAGGCGAGCAGCAACAACCUACCGCAGAGAGAACGGUGCUGCUUCCCGACUCCAACAUGCAGACCCUCGACAUGUUGAAUUUCUUCACGGGACAACCGGGAGUUGGUACCAACACUUCCCUUUCAGGGUUGCAGUCAUUUGGCUCCAGCAUCGUUAAUGUUAAUUCAUCGAAGGUAGAUCUCGUGACUAAACAAGCUGCACGUGCCACACAGCCAGAUGCCGAAGUGGUCGGGAUAGCGUCGGAGCUUGUUAGGAUACAAAAACUGUGCAAAAACCCUGCCACCUUGGAGAAAACUGUGCCGAAAAUUGUACAGUGCCUUAAAAAGAUUCGUACACCAAAACAGGCUGCAAAUGCUCUUUUUCGCAUAGACGCUGCGCUGUCCGUCGCGAUGACAAGCUGCCGCAAGUCUGUCAUCACUCGUGCGGUUCGACGUAGCUGUCGGAUGACAUGGCGCAAAAAUCUUUCGACAGAUCGCAAACACAAGGACAGGCGAAAGAAGAAAGAGAGUUCUUAAAAUUUGAUGAAUUAUCUUGUGGUUUCUGCUUUGUUUGUUUACUUGUUUGCAUAGUAGCUAACCAAGUUGUCGAUAGACUAACAUAAUUUAGCUAAUUGUAUGUUAUGAUAUUGGCAUUUGGGCCAGUUGAACUUGACAGUUGUGCUGGAUUGAAGGAAGUUAAAAGUUGAAUUUGGUCCGCACCACAUCUUGGUGGUUCAGACACUGGCAUGUGUUUGCUCAACUGAUCAGUUGUGCUUGGAGAAAUGUUUUAGGGGUAGUUAGUUGUUUAAUGUGAGAAAUGCAGGGUGUUUACCGAAACGUGAAAGUCAUUAAGUCCCAAAUGAAUUUGUGAAUCGUGAACUGUAGAACAGGUUAUAAAAUCUAAACUAAAUUUUUUACUUCUGCUAAAUUUGCAUGUCAGAAAACGUGCUAAUUUGUACAAUGUAGUAGACAUCCUUCAGUGGGAGAUGACAGUGUCUAUUGCACUUAAAGAGGUCAGUUAAUCCUUCACCUUGCUAGUUAGAGACUGCAGGACAUUGGGUGAUGCAAUUGUAGCAGCCCCUGUCCAGAGAGUGGAUCGUCAGAGCAUGGGUGUGACCGACUGUUGAGCUGGCCAGACCCACACAUUGAGCUGUAUGCUGUACCACUGAUGUGGGUUUGUUUGGCUUCACGGAGAUGGAAGCAUGGAGACAGUACAGAUUUCAUUUAACUGUAAAUGUUGGAGUGCUAGUCUGUACAAUCCAUAUCAAGUCACACAAUAUUCCUCAAAUUAGAAAUAAGUUUCAAAUGAAUUUUAGCACGAAAACAGAAUCUUUUAAAAACACCAAUACUGCUUAUAUUUCUUUCAUAAGUGAUCAGAUAGAAGGUGGGUGUGCAGGGUGUUAGGAUAACCUGUAACAUUUAAUGCAUGACAGGCUGCUUCAAUGGGCGAUAGUGCACACAUGUUUUACGUAUAUAGACAAAAUAUUACAUUUUAAUUUCAAUGUUAAAUAUAAUUGGGAUGUUUAAGACAGUAUUAUUUUCUUUAGACUUUUUGCUGCAAAGUUCAGAAAUUUUUGCAACUAUAAUACUGGUUUCUCAUCACUAAAUUCAAUAGAUAAGUAUCUAGAGGUAGUUCUAAUUCUUUUUUAUUUUUGCUAGUCAGAUAACAGAGGUCAUGCAACAAGAUUAUUUAUGCUGCCUAGUUAGUUUAGGGGUUGCAUUCUUUCAGCCCAUUACACUGGUAUCAAGUCUGUUGAACUUCUAAAACAACUUAAACAUUUAGGAAAUCAAAUUUUGUUAGCUAUUUUCUAAUAAUACACCAGUUACACCUCUUGCAGCAUGCAUAGCUACACCGAGUAAAAAUAUAAUAACUUGGCACAUUACAUUUUAUUUGGUUGAAAGUAACAUCAUCAGUGAUACUGUGUUUGCCUGUUUUGUGUGUAUAGUUUAAUGAAACUCAUUAAAAUUAACAUAGUAACAUUUUACCAUUUAUAUACACUUUUCAUCAGUUCAAAACCACAACAUAAACAUGCGUCAAAGAUAACCCUGUAUUGUAAUUUCCCAUAGGUAUAUAUACAGCAACUACUACAGCUGUUAAAUCAGUUAUAUGUCAUGAUUAUUAUUGAAAUUGUGAUGGAAUAUUUAUAAUAAAAAUCAUUAAGAAUAAGUUGCAAGACACAAAAGUAUCAAUUACAUCUCUUUCCUCCAAGUCGAUUACAAAUAACAAUCACAGUCUCUCAAAUGUAACAAAUUACGAGUAAAAAGUACCAUUCAGUAAUCGUUAUUGGUAAUGUGAUUACUUGCAAUGUGAUACAUGCCAUCAUUGCAGACCGUAUAUACAAUAAAUUAAAAUUUAACCCAAAGUAAAUAUUAUGACAUUUUUAAUAAACUUAAAACGUAUCCAGCAAGAUGCUCAUAAGUUAGGUGUGGUGAAUGAAGUCAUGAAAGUAACAGAAACAAGUCGCUGAAACUGUAGACUAAUGUACACCAAUACCGCACUUAGCACGACUAAUACGUUCCUAAAAAUGUUCGUGUUAUUCAAAUUGCAUAUUCUGAAGCAUUAGUCUCCAUAAAUAGCAAGGCUAAUUUACUUGAUGUGCUCCAAAAUUUGUAAGGAAAUAUUCUUUACAUAAUAUAAAUGCGUAGACUAAAGGCUCGUACACACUGCGCUGACGUGUUUACACGUGUCAUCACAUCACGUCAGAUUGCGACAUAACACGACAUAACACGGCAAAGUGUGCACAUUGUUCUGAUACUGUCAGAUGACGUGUUGAUACGGAACAGGGUGCACGGUUUUGUGAAAGGUAUUUGAAAUGGCUGAAAUCACUGUACUUAUGGAUGAACUUGAUGAAGAAGAAGAAGAUUGUGCAGUAGCAGUAUGCAUCAUGUUAAAUAAAAAAAAAGGAACGAGAGUGGGUGCAUCCUAUAAACGCAGACAGGCCAAUUGUUGGCGAAUUUCAUCAUUUGAUGCCUCAACUACUGGACGAUGAGGAGAGGUUCUUAAUGUACUACCGCAUGACGAAAAAUAAGUUUUAUAAGCUACUAAAUUGUUGAAAACGUACAACAACUCGUACGUACGCACAAGUUCUAUCAGUUGCUCCUCCAUACUCGUGUCUGACGCAUAACACGUCUGACGAAAAUCUGGGAGCCUAGAUAUUGUUGUGACGCGUGUAAUGUCGUGUUAUGACGCGCUCCGCGUCAGCUUACGCAAUAACACAUCAUAACACGUCACAUCACAACAAUGUGCGCACUCCCAUAUAAAAGUCAUGACGACUUUUUUCUGCAACACGUGUUAACAUGUGUUUACACGUGUUAAUGCGUGUUAACACGAAACGUCAGCGCAGUGUGUACGAGCCUUAACACUCAAUGAUAAAUAUGUCACACCAUUUAUCUUUAUAAGCCUACCAUCUGAUACUUUGUAUGACAAACACGAAACCGCGUAAUGGGAGGUGGGUGGUUAUGUACUUAUCGUCAAUUGACUGGUUGGCUUGCCCACCCGGGUGUGACCAACUCACAUCGCGUAUCUUUCCACGAACUUUCCAAACCAUCCUUUACUAGCAGUCAGGGUUGGAAAAAAACCAGGUUUUUCUAUUGUGUUAAUUAUUUUGGCUCUCACCACACUCAAACUAUGCAUAUGUGUGUGCGUGUGUGUUUUAUUAAAUCCAUUUAUCCACUGAUGAUUCUAAUACCUACCAAAGAGUUUGCACAAAUAUAUUGUAAAAAUACUAAAAGAAAAGAAAAACUGUGACAGUACUACAGUGUGUGCAACAGAAUAAACUCGCCAAACCUAAAUGUCAUUAAUAAAUGCUUAAAGAAAACACACACUCUCUUUUCCCUUUGGUCUUGUGGUUUAUCAGUUUAAAAAAAUUAAGCUUGUUCUUUCCUGUUUGUAUUGCAGGUCAUAUCACAUCACUGUAGAUUGUUUUUGUUGAAUGCUUUAAACAGAAAUACAAAUUUGGAUGCUUUCUCUAGAGGUGAUUUUUCAGUCUGAUAACUUGACCCUCAAGUUCGUUGCCAUGUUUGUACAUUUGGCCCUCACACCCUUUCUUGACUCCUUAACUUCUUCAAAUAAAAGCCAUACAAUAUCCCGCUUUCUGCCACUCAUGUUGAACCAGUGAAGUUAUAGCAUCAAAGAAUUGAAGUCCAGCAACUCUGCACUUCUGAAUGGCUGAUUUAAACUACAAUGGUUUAAAUCAUGGUUUAAACAAAGUGGUUUAUGUAAAAUAAAAAUAAAACUUUUUAAAUAAUUUUUUUAAAGAAUGUCUUAACUUUUUUUUUAUGAAAGGUCUAAUUUCUCUAUAAUAACAACAAAUGUUUGUGGUGGAGAAGUCAGAGGAAUGACAUUGAGAAAUUUAAUGAUUUAGUUUUUUCUUUCUGUUAAACAGUUACUUACAGCACAAGCUUCUUCAGCGAGUGCAGAGAGAGUAUUAUCAUCAUUUGGAUUUGUGCAUUCUAAAGUACGUAGUAAGUUAGGCAUAGAAAAAGCACCCAAACUUGUAUUUCUGUUUAAAGCAUUUAACAAAUACAACCAACAGUGAUGUGAUGUGACCUGUAAUACACCUGCAAUACAAAAAGGAUAGAACUAGCUUCAUUUUUUUAACUAGUUAAUCUUGAUGUUUUUAUUUUACUAAAUGAUAAUCCACAAGACUGAAGAGUAAAGAGAGAGAGUGUGUGUGUGUGUUUUUUUUUUAAGCAUUUAUGACAUUUAGGUUAGGUGAGUUUAUUAUGUUGUACACACUGUAGUACUGUCACAAUGUUAGUUAUCUUUUGGUACUUUAGUAACAUAUUUGUGCAAACUCUUUGGUAUUGGAAUCAGUGGACAAAAAACUUAACAAUGGGGCAGUUGUUGGAUGUUCUUAAAAAUAAAUUUAAAUAUACAUACCGUAUUGUAGCUGAUAUCAGGAAUUGUGUCAAAAAUUAUUAAUUGAUCUGAAUUCAUAUAUACACACACAUAGUUUGAACGUGGUGAGAACAAAAUAAAAAAUAACCUGGUUUAAACCUAAAAAAACUUGGUUUUUUUUAGCAAAAAACUAUUUUUUUUUUCAACCCUGUCUGAAUAUGGUAUUUCCUCACAGGAGGAAGAUUCUACAUACGUAGAACAAGUGUUCCCCAUAGAAUAAGGGAUAUGAAGUACAGUCAGGGAUUUCCUACGGAAUAAGAAUGAACUAUUUAAUGUUUUUAAUUUUUAAAAAGUAGGUACAUAUUUAGCAGGGUAUGAUCUAUAACUUAUUCAGAUAAUUUUAACUAUAAGAUUUUGGAUUAAUAGCUACGUAUAAAAUUUUUUAUUCCUAUAAAUCACAAGAACAAUUAAUGAUCAAACAUUUUGUUGUUAUUAGAGAGGAAUUAGACCUUUCAUUAAAAAAAAUUAAGAAAUUAUUUAAAAAAAAAUAUUUUAAAAAAACUUACAGCCCACCCUGUUAGCAGUGAAACCAAAAUUACUACCCGGAUAUUUACAUUUUAAUUUUUCAAAAAUUAAAGUGCUUAUUCGUGUAUCACCACUUGGUUCUCAGCAAUCCUGUCAGGCCAUUAUUAUUUUUUUUUUUUCAUUACACCCUUCAUUCAACAACCUUUUCCAUGUGAAUCAUCUGUUCAUUUCUGUUUUAGUAUCUAAUGUCAAAUAUAUUCCCACUAGUACAACCAACAGCAUCAGAUUUAUAUCGUUUGAUAGAGUCCUUAUUUCGUACGAUUGUGCGCACAGUUCACUUGCUUAAAACUAAAGUGCGACCAAAAUAAGUGUGGCCUUCAUGAUAUUCUGCACACUGUAAUACUACUAGUUUUGUCUCAACGUGAUGCAUUACAUUUUCACUUGGAAGCCAUUCUUCCAAUAUUAUUCCAACUGCAGGUGCUUGCGUAAAUACAGUUAUCGACAGAUGAAUGGGCAGUUGUUGCUCUGUAUUUGUGCGUGCGAGUUCCCUGCCACUGCCUAGACUGAAGUUAAUCACGGCCCGGUCUGUGGCCGGCGACAAUGGAACGGCCCAGUGGCAUACGCGCAGACGUAAAAAUAUUGUGUCCUUUACACUCAAUAGCAGAAACUGAACUUAACAUAGCUGAUGUUUGUACAACAGCUGAUAGUGUAGUCAGACCUGUACGCACAUCUCUUCCCCCUCUAGUACAGCUAACUGUAUGCCCUGGUACAUCUGCUGUUUACCCAGUUGAAGCAGACUUCAUGGCGAUUUCAUGCUAACUGAAAUUUACAAACAUACUGGGGCAGUAAAAUUAACAUCGCACUAAAUGAAUUAGGCAAUUUGAAGAUGUGCUCAGUGAAGGAUUGGUGUAAAUUUAUAGUUUCUCCCCCACAACACUACCAAUAUACAGUGGUGGCAAAAAGAAUGUUCAUGAUUUAACAUUUAAAUAAAGAGAUAAUUACUUUUUUUUUAAAUUUUUUUUAAUACAGUAAUAAAAUAUUAAUCCUUCGUUCUUUGAUUUGAUUCGAUGGGUAAUACGACUGAUUGAACCGGUCUUGUUUAAGCAUUCAAAUUACCAUAAAAAAUGGAAGAAAUAGAAUGAAAAUUGAUGAAACAUAUUUUUUGCUAGCUAACAAUUAAUUUUACGGUUGUGUUGUCUCUGUUCUUAAUUUAUAUUCUCCAGUUUGAUAAAAAAUUAAAUUAAAAAAUCAACCUAAAACUGUAGUCACAGUGGUUUUGAACGACUCCAGUAACACAACUGGUUUUGUCAUCCGCCUAGAAGGCAGGGUUGCACAAUGAUCUUCUCUCCCCUCAGUAGUAAAGUUAACCUAGUUAGUAUCAAUAGCUAAUUCUCACUUAUCCCUCCAACCUUACAUGUAAGGCUGCACUCAAAAUACAUUGCCGCACACACAACUGGGUCCUAACUCCAUUCACGCUUAAUUUUUGUCCCCGAGGCGGUUUUUAUUUCUAAGACAUCUACUGAAACGAAUUUUUACUUCCUUAAAAUAUUCUUUAACUUUGAAUGUAUGAAGCCAUGGGAAAUACUCUUUGUGUACACAUUGCUAAACCUUAUGCCUUACUCAGUGAUGAAAAUGAGAUCUUUAGGCAAUAACGAGACAUAAAAUAUUCCAGUAGUUGCAAAAAUUUGUUUGGAAGACAUGUCACUUAGAGAAUUACUUUAUGUUCAACUAGUAAAACUACAUUGAAAAUGGUUUUCGUGCUGGCUGCUUGCUAAAAGCUAGGUGUCAUUCCUUGUUCAUGCUUUUUCUUAAUGUCUUAUUUGCCUUAAAUGGUAUUGCUUUACUUGAAAGACUUCAGCCUAUUUAAAAAUUUAUAUUUUAACUAGCUACCCGGCUUCGCACGGCUAUACUAAUGGAAAAAAAUUAAGCCACAUCUCCCAUUUACAGUAAUGGUAAAUUAAAAAAAAUUCAGUGAAAAUUUAUUACAAUGCUGUAUAAUGUACCGGAGAGAAAAUGAAUAGCACCGAUGGUUUCCCGACUCGUGCACACAACGUACAACUAAUGUACCCGUACUUCGCUACGGCAGUCUACAGGCAGAUCACUCUUGCGCCGCUCAUUAUACAUGCCCUUCCUUGUGGGUACGCCACUGCCGCGCGAUGCCCGUUGUCAUGGAGACGCAGAAGGCAUGAACAAUGCAAAAUCCUGUUCUCAUGCAGACAAAGUACCCACUGUUGCCUGGUUUUAACCACCCAUGGGAUCUAAUUUUCGGAAAAUGUCAUCCUGCGUAACAUAAGGAACAUUACUGUGAAGUUUCAAGUCUGUAAAAUAUAUAUACUUGAAAAAAAAGGGCAAUAAAAAAACAAAUUAAACACAGAGAGAGGAAAGAAAACAAUAGUUAAGGUUUGCGAUUUAAAGAGAUAAAAAGUAUUUAAAUACUAAUUGAACUCUUAUGAGGGUACUGAUUGCUUCGUUGUUAAUAUCACACGGGUGUUUUUUACUUUUAUGGGAAAAUUAAGAAUGAUAAGGCAUCUUAGUGCGUGGCAACAAUGUUAAUAGGCAAUAGGAAAUAAACUUCUAUGCGCCUGCGGCAUUGUUAACACACACUUCGUACGUGUACUGCAUGUUGUAUCUAACCCCCUCCAAUGCAUUUGAUUCUAAAUUGGACUUUUUUUUAGUAAGGAUCCCUAAAGUUAUUGAUAAUAUAAUAUAGCCUAUAGCCUUCCUCGAAGAUGUACUAUCCAACACUGAAAGAAUUUUUCAAAUCGGACCAGUGGUUCCUGAGAUUAGCGCGUUCAAACAUACAAACAAACUCUUCAGCUUUAUAAUAUUAGUAUAGAUACAAAUUUGAUUAGAGUUCCAUUACAAGCCUCUUAAAUUGGAUUAUGUGCUCACUUUUUGUUAAAACUUAAUUUUCACUCUGUACUUAUUCAUAGUUUUUUGCAACAACAAUAUGGUAAAUAUGCUCUUGUGAUAUAUUUUUGUUGGGAAGACAUUUCAUUAGCAUAACUAAUAAUAGUUUAACAAUAAAUUCAUUAAUUUUUUGCAUUGAUCUACUGAAAAUGGACUUCACACUGGCCGCUCACUAUAGGUUCGGCACAACUCUGCGUUUAUGCUUCCUUUGGGGAUGACACAUUUAUUUAACUAAAUUAACUUUUCCAUAAGAAACCACUAAACAAUCAUGCUAAAUAUUGGUGUGAUAAAAUGUGGUGUUACUGUGUGAGAUUUAAAACGUUACUAGGUUUCUGUAUUGCUCGUACAUUAAAUUUGCAGAAUAUUUAUUAGUUUAUCUUUGGUAUGCCUGUGAAAAUUAUAUUGCAGUUUGAAAACCUGACGAAAUUGCCAAUCGGGCAUGGCCAAGGUCCGAACGUGUUGGAUGAAAGAGCUUCAAUUGUAGAACAAACAUAGUAAAAGUGUAUUUGAGCCAAUCUGAAAAAUUCAAUUCUUGCUAAAGGUUUUUCUUCAGUCAAGAAGACAUAAAAUAUGUAAAUAACUAUCGUAUUAUUUUUCUCCAGUUGAACAAAUACAAGGUAGUAUAAAUAUGUGCAGUUGUCAACAGGAAUGAAAGAAGUCUAUUCUACAAUGAUCAAGAUAAACUACGAUGCCCUAGAGAUCCCUCUUUUGUCUCCUCCCCUUCCUAUGAAAUGUUUGAGUAGUCAUGUGCAUGAAAACACACUGAACAUGGUUCUGAAAUACGUAGGUGCAUUUAGAAUAUAUUUGCAUGAAAGUGACUUCCUGGUUAAUUACCGGAAGGAACGGGAGGUACUGGCGACCUUCAUACUGUCUGUCGUGUGCUUGAGUGGCAGGAAAUGUUUACGCUUGCGAACAGGGGACAGAGUUAGGCUUGCUGUGAAUAAAUUAAUUAACCUGUUUCUCCCCCCACCCCCUCUUGUAUUGUCAACGUUGAGGUGAUUACAGACGAGGGUUGAAGCAAUGAAGGGCAUUGACACGGGGAACUGGGAGUACCCUCAAGAGGACUACCCACUUAUGUUUCCCACUUACGAACUAUCUGGGCUUAAACCCACCGGGAAUCAAAACAAGAUGAAGACUUGCGUGGCUGAUGCACCUGUGCGAGCGAGAAGUGGGGGAAGGGGAUGGCAGAUGCUUGUAGGAGGAACAGUAGUUUGUUGGUAGUAGAGCAGGGAAGACAGGGGUGUGAAGGGUUCUUGUGAAAGACAAAACUCUCUGAAAUUUUGAAUCAUUGGUUUUGAAAUCCACUGCAGACGUGUCAGAAGCUGGUAAAAUGGGUAAGACAGGGAAAACAGGUCAAUGACUUUCUGAUGUAAGUAGUUGGCUGGAUUGUUACAGAUGUCGCACAAAACAUCAGUGUGCAACCAAUGAGUGAAGUCCUUUUAAGGAUAGAACCUCAUUAACAAUACCUUUUUUAAUGUUACUAUGGUUACUCAUUACUGAGAUAUAAUUUUAACUGCAACAAUCCUGAGAAAAUAUUAUGGUCUCAUUGCUAAACGCAUCACUUGUAAACAGGAAAAACAGACUUGAUGGACACAUACAGCUAUAGAAAAAUUUGUUUAGAUAAGUUUGACUUGCUCAAUAAUAGUAUCUACAUUAUAACAUGACAACCUUUCGAAUAGAGUAUUUCUUUAAUAUAAAAUUCAAUUUUUUGAGCAAUCUUAAUGCCAAUUUUUUACUUUUAGGUUCCAAAUGGUUUAAAAUUUUCAGUGUGUUGUUAAUUUAACCUUACCCUUGCCAAACAACAUGUCUUAUUUAUUCAAUUACAAAAUAUUCUGAAUUUUGGGUAUGUUUGAUUUCAUUACUUCCAAAAAAAUAUAAUAACUAAUUUAAGGCAAUACAGUUUACUCUUUAAAUUAGUAAUAUUUAUCUCAAGGGGAAAAUCAAACCUACCCCAAAGGUUCUUUAACCCGUGUGACUGCCAGACAAGGAUGUCAUAAAUGGCAGUUAUCAUGUCAGGCGUUGAAUCGAAGCAACACAGUCAUCUGCCAAUCAAUUGAUCACACAGUUGCAUAUGGAUCGUUUCUAAUCUAACAUUAAAAUAAUUAAUAAAAAUUCACAGACUCAAACAUUGUAAAAAAAUUAAGUACAAACUGACUUAAAAAGACAGUAUUUCAGCUAUUAUAGAAAAGCUACAAAAAUAAGGUCUGUCUCAAUAGGAACAUACUGCUACUUUGUCCAUCUUUGUCGCAGCUGAGAAUUGCGAGCGAUUAUUUGAACAGAACACCCUGCACAUGUCUGGCAUAUUGUAAGUGCACGAAGAAGUGCUGUGACCAUGAUGAUAAGAGUUAUGAGUUUGUAGUGUAUAAGUAGGCAUGGGACUGAAGCUAGAUAUUUCUAUUCAGCCUGUUAUGUUCGCGGUGGGUAAUAAAUGUAGGAGAACUGUCUCUAAGUUUUCGGGACAAGUAGUGCGUUAGUUUUUAGUUAUUAAAAUACCAGGUGAUAUCUCAACAAAAUAAAUGUGCCAUGUCUGUUUUAUUUUGCUACAAUUAUUUUUGCAUGCUACACUAUAACUAUGUAAAUUGUUAUAGUGAUUUUUCUGAAAAAUUUCUUAAACCUACAUGUGUCUUGUAAGAAAGUAAUUUUAUUUUUCACAAGUGAUUCUAAUCUGGUAUGCCUUAGCAAUCAUUAAUUAACAUAAAUAAACAAUAAAAGUGAUAAAGCAAGACUGCAAAAAAGUUGGCCAACAUUUGUGUUGAUUUUGUGUUUCAUCUAUAAACAAGAACUUUAAAUUCUGUAUUUUAUUUUUGUGUUGCAUGUCUUGCAUCCGCCCACUUGGUCCAGUGUCUGGCUGGUGAGCCAAGAGGCUUGGGUUUGAUUCCCGGCCAGGGAGAGGAUUUUUCAUUCUCCCUUGGUUCAGGACUGGGUGUUUCAGAUGUCCCUUUUACCUCUAUCCCAUGGAAGGUAUGACAAACUACUGCAGAAUCAUGCUGCCUCUACAAGCAUACGGAUGUCACGGCUGUUACCACCGUAGCAUUGUCUGUCUCACGACACUCAGUAAUGGGUAAAACAAUUCAUCACGUGUUCUCCAUAUCAGAUGCAGAGUUUUAGUGUUUGUUAAUAAAUUGAAAUAAUAAAUGCUUUGCCAGAAAUUUUACAAGUGCUGUGUUAAGGCUACAUUUUACGUGGUAGUUUUCUGGUUAUUUAUUACGCUGAUGAGAAGAAAAUGUGUUGCCCUAAAUAACUACAUGGAAAUUGUAACUAUGAGAAAAAUGAAUUGGGAAGUUCAAUAGUGCCCAAUCAAAACUGUUUGAAGAUUUAAUCACCAUAAAAACACAUAAGCAAGAAGCAUGGUAAGCAAGUCUUGUGGAAAAAGACUCAUGAGGCAAUCUUGGAGUUCUGUAUUUAAUCACUAUGGCUGAACCAUUGUAAACAAAUACACAUUUUUGUUUUAAAACUUAAAAUUUCACCAAGAAUGUAAGCAUUACAACAGCUUAACCAUUUGGGUCAUGCUUAACUGACCCAUGUGAGCUUUACUGUUUCUCGAGUGCAAGGUCCAUAGAGAUCAGAACACAAGAAACCUGGAGAAUACUGCGGAAAAGAUCAGAUCAUCCCAGGAUCUGCCUAGUGCGAUGUGAAGAAGUCGUGAAAAGCAGAAACCAGGACGGCCCGAUGGGUAUUUGCAUGUGGGCCUUCUGCAAUGUGUCAACUACUUUGUUGUCUCGCGAAGUCACUUCCAACUUCUUGUGUGUCAAAUUCAUGUAGUUAUUGGCUAAAUUAUUUUCACAUUUCACGUGAUGCUAGUGUGAAAAUGUAACAGACUUAAAUUUUAACACCUAAAAACUGCUUCAAAUCUAAUGCUCAAAAAGAAAUGUUUGACAUCAAUUGAGUAGACACUGCUAUACUAUUGUUUUUUUUAAAUGCCAUAUUAUUACAUUUUAAUAAUAUGACAAUUUUCUAAAGUGUCAACAUUUUUGGGAUUUUUAUUGCUCUCACUGAAUUUACCAAAUUUAGCUUUGUAUACGAAUGUCUGUACUCUCUUUUAAUACUCAAUUUAUUUAACUUAAGCAUAUAUUUAUUAACACUUGCAUUUUUCAAUGUAUUCUUCUAAACCUGCUAAAAGUGCACACAUAAAGGUGAAUCACAGUAUUCUUAACAUUUGUCCUGUAAAACAUUGACAGAAAGGAUUCUAUUAGUGCCCACAAAUUAGAACAUUUUUACCUGUGUUGAAGUUCAUUUUUACUUAUGAUAAAGUUACAGCUAGGAAUUUUUUUAAAGGUAUAAUUCAGUGUUACAUUCCCUCUUCUAUACAAUCAGUUCACAAUCGUCCAAUCAGCCACGGGUGUUGACACUAAGACUGAGCAUUCUCUAAUCUCAAGGAGUUCAGCAAUGGCCCAGCUUAUUUAUUACAAUUCCUCACAUGUCAUAGUGGGUGUGUGGAUCACUGAAUGUAGUGCAAUUGAUGUGACCAAUUUGUUCAGUGUCAUAAAAUUAAAGAAAAAAAAUUUAUGUAACUCAAUGUAACUUGCUAACAAAUACAAUUUUUUCUUGAGUCAUUUGUUAUAAAUAAAUAGCUUGUGAUAUUAAAAUUUGUUCUUUCAA
Bacillus rossius redtenbacheri is the source of this 15331-nucleotide messenger RNA. RefSeq lists its product as uncharacterized. The transcript is spliced from 4 exons. The record is from RefSeq and is a predicted model, not a curated record. Bases 274 to 2994 code for a protein of 906 amino acids. NCBI's taxonomy places the organism in Eukaryota, Metazoa, Arthropoda, Insecta, Phasmatodea, Bacillidae.